AUGGGAGGUAUUGUUGAUAGAUCCCAGUGUGCAACUAUUCACGAUGCCUUAAAAGGAUCCGCGGACGAACUUCAAGGGGACAUAAAUACCAAUAUGGCAGCCCCUUCCUCUUCUCCAGUCCACUUCGACGAGGCAAUAAGGCCAGCCAACGACGUCCAAAUCGCAGAAAACAGAGGAAUGCUUAACAAGGACCACUGUGUCAUAAUUCAGGGCCUCGCAGAGUCCUCCGCCAGUUCCCCCAGGGAACGAAUCGCCGCUGACUUAGAGCAAUUCCAGAAACUCCUCAAUGAAAUGCUGCAACCAACAGAAGAUGUCACAGUCCUAAAGGCGUUUCGUCUUGGUAGCCGUACAAAUGCCGCUCCGAAGACGCGACCACGACCCCUAAAAAUCGUCCUUGGUAGCAAUGAGCAGGCGAAACUAAUACUUUCCAGGCGUUUUUUCAGCCGGACUACUCACCUGCCGAGAGAAUGA
This is a messenger RNA of Spirometra erinaceieuropaei, 471 nucleotides long. The record is from the annotation of a GenBank genome assembly. Lineage: Eukaryota; Metazoa; Platyhelminthes; Cestoda; Diphyllobothriidea; Diphyllobothriidae.